Messenger RNA from Eucalyptus grandis, 1243 nucleotides. Its product is annotated as 40S ribosomal protein SA. Bases 118 to 1056 code for a protein of 312 amino acids. The transcript is spliced from 5 exons. The record is from RefSeq and is a predicted model, not a curated record. Gene Ontology annotation, molecular function: structural constituent of ribosome. Gene Ontology annotation, cellular component: ribosome; cytosolic small ribosomal subunit; 90S preribosome. Gene Ontology annotation, biological process: cytoplasmic translation; ribosomal small subunit assembly. NCBI's taxonomy places the organism in Eukaryota, Viridiplantae, Streptophyta, Magnoliopsida, Myrtales, Myrtaceae.
CCAAACCCUCACUCUUUCUUCUCUUCUCUUCCGUCGUCGGCGUCACAAGCUUUCGCAGCGAAAUCCUGCACCUCCCCGCGCUUCCUCCGGCGGCCCAGAGAGAUAGAGAGAGAAAGCAUGGCGACGGGAUCGACCACCGCCGCGGCGCCGGCGAGGCAGCUGUCGCAGAAGGAGGCCGACAUCCAGAUGAUGUUGGCCGCCGAGGUCCACCUCGGCACCAAGAACUGCGACUUCCAGAUGGAGCGCUACGUCUUCAAGCGCCGCAACGACGGUAUUUAUAUUAUUAACCUCGGAAAAACAUGGGAGAAACUCCAGUUGGCCGCUAGGGUUAUUGUUGCAAUUGAGAACCCUCAGGACAUCAUUGUCCAGUCUGCUAGACCCUAUGGUCAGAGAGCCGUUCUCAAGUUUGCCCAGUACACCAACACUCAUGCCAUUGCUGGAAGGCACACGCCGGGUACAUUCACUAACCAGCUCCAAACAUCUUUCAGUGAGCCGCGUCUUCUCAUCCUCACUGAUCCAAGAACUGACCACCAGCCUAUUAAAGAAUCUGCUCUUGGGAACAUUCCAACAAUCGCUUUCUGUGACACUGACUCUCCAAUGCGGUAUGUUGACAUUGGUAUCCCGGCAAAUAACAAGGGAAAGCACAGCAUUGGGUGUCUCUUCUGGCUGUUGGCAAGGAUGGUUCUGCAAAUGCGUGGUACCAUCACACCUGGCCAUAAGUGGGAUGUGAUGGUCGAUCUGUUCUUCUACAGAGAACCCGAGGAAGCGAAGCAACAGGAGGAGGAAGAAGCUAUUGUUGCAGGCGAUUAUGGGAUCACUGAUUAUGCAGCUGGACAAGCUAUUCCUGACCAAUGGACUUCUCAAAUCCCCGAUUCUCAGUGGGCUAGUGAAGCAGCCGCCCCGCCUGUGCCUGCAAUCCAACCAACUGGCUGGACGGAGACAGCAGCACCUGUGGCAGCUGAUGGGUGGGAAAUUGCGGCUGCGCCAGCCCCAGCGCCAGCAGCAGCCCCUCCGGCAGUUGUUCCUCCGUCCAAUAAUGAUGCUGGUUGGGAGUGAAAAUUUUGGCAGUCCUUUGGGCGACAUCCUUAGUUCUUUGUCUUUAAGGUUCGGGACUUGCUGGAGCAUUAGUUCUAUAGAUGAGAGAGAUUUUGCCAUUAGUUUUUGUUAUCCGAUCAAAAUGAUAUGAUGUAUUUGGUUCAACUGGUUUCUUAUCUAUGACAGUUAUUUUUGCAUUGUUUUGUCU